AUGGAAGACUAUUACGAAUACGCAAGGAUCUUCAACACUGGCAAUGACGAGCUACUGCUGUCAAAAUUCUUCUCGUUCCCCUUCACCUUCACUACGCCAUUCUCGAACCAGAGCUAUGAGACUUAUGAAAGCUUCCUCAAAGCGCUUAGAGAGUACCACCGCGUGAGAGAAUGCAUAGAACCUCAUAAGGUGGUCUAUGGCAAAGGGGAACUCUUUGUCGAUCUUGAUAUCGUCUUCCAUUCGUGUGUCGAAUGGCUGGAUUUCCCAUAUGGACCUGUUCGGCCUGGUGAUACACUAUUGACUCGAGGUUUUGUCCACUACACGUUGGAUAGUAAAAGUCGAAUUGUGCACGUUGCUGAGAUGUACUGGCCAGCUGGAUAUCUCAACAUGCCGAUGAAACGCCUCGGUGGUAGUGAUACGCAACGCGCUGCGCUUGAUGCACUUAUUGCAGGGUUUAACGCUGGCCGUUUCGAGGCUAUAGGGGAUUACUACACGGAAGACGUAACCGUGGAGUUCCCUCUCAACGAGCAGUUGGUUGGCAGAGCAAAAAUUGUGGAGACCUACAAGUCUAUACAAGAGAAAGUAAAGGUGAACUUGGAAGUGAAGAGCGCCAUUUGUGACGAUAGUGGGAUCUGUCUCACCGCUAAGGAGACAUUCCAGGCUCUUGUUGACGAUCCUGAUUUCCAAAUAAUGCCUCUAAAGGCUGGAAAAGAAUCCUCCCGCUUGAUUCUUAUAGUGAUUUCUCUGAGCGGUGGGCUGAUUUCUAGUUCCAAAUCAAUAACACUAGAGUAA
Cladophialophora psammophila CBS 110553 is the source of this 792-nucleotide messenger RNA. RefSeq lists its product as uncharacterized. The transcript is spliced from 3 exons. Bases 1 to 792 code for a protein of 263 amino acids. Lineage: Eukaryota; Fungi; Ascomycota; Eurotiomycetes; Chaetothyriales; Herpotrichiellaceae. The record is from RefSeq and is a predicted model, not a curated record.